Humulus lupulus (European hop) is the source of this 2973-nucleotide messenger RNA. Its product is annotated as pentatricopeptide repeat-containing protein At1g71420. Lineage: Eukaryota; Viridiplantae; Streptophyta; Magnoliopsida; Rosales; Cannabaceae. Gene Ontology annotation, biological process: RNA modification. The record is from RefSeq and is a predicted model, not a curated record. Gene Ontology annotation, molecular function: RNA binding; zinc ion binding; protein binding. Bases 169 to 2418 code for a protein of 749 amino acids. The transcript has a single exon.
UUGAAGCCAAUUAUAUCAAGAAAAAUUAUUUAAAAAAAAUGUAAUCAAACAGCACCUAUAAUUUUUCAAAAAUAAAUAAAAACAAUCAAUAUUGCAAAAUCUAUUGUUGUAGCUUGUUUGUUCAAAAAUAAAUGCUAGUCACCCUAGUGGAAGGUGGGUAAAGAAUGCAUGAUGUUACGUCCGGCUAAUUGCGCAUGGUUUAUUUCCUUGAGAAGAUUCGGCUCAACCAAUCUUCCUCCACCUUCUUCUCUCAGACCUGACGUUGAGAUCCUUCUCAAUACAGUGCGUGUGCUCGCAACGUGCGGUCGUCUUGACCAAGCACUUUUCCUCUUCUAUGCCAACAGAGAAACUCAUUGCGAUCAAAUCUACGCUUCUCUAUUCCAUGAAUGUGCGCGCCAUGGUUGCCUCAGAGAAGGUGUAUCGCUGCACCACUACAUGGUUGGUCACAGCCCCACCACCCCUCUUAACCUUUACGUUACCAAUCACCUUCUCAACAUGUACUGCAAAUGUGGCUACUUGGAUUAUGCGCACCAGCUGUUUGAUAAAAUGCCUGAGAAAAACCUUAUUUCUUGGACUGCUCUCAUCUCGGGGUACGCACAAUGUGGGCAGAAAGACAAUUGUUGUAGGCUUUUUUCGAGAAUGCUGUCAGAAUAUCGUCCGAAUGAGUUUGCAUUUGCAAGUGUGCUAACUUCAUGUGUUGAAGGUUAUGGUCAAUUUGGGCUGCAGGUCCAUGCUCUUGCUUUGAAAAUGUGUCUGGACGCAUGUACUUAUGUUGGGAAUGCUCUUAUUACCAUGUAUAAAAGGAGUGGCAUAUGUGAUGGAACAAAUGAUGCUUGGACUGUGUUUAAGUUGAUGGAGGAUCGAAAUACCGUAUCUUGGAAUUCAAUUAUUUCCGUGUUUCUGUUUCAUGGGCUUCAAGCUCGAGCUGUGGAUCUGUUUACUCAAAUGCAUAACAAGGGAAUUAGUUUUGACCGCACCACUCUUCUCAGCAUUUUUUCUUCUUUUUUAAGCAACGAUAGUGACACUGAUGUGUUUUUCAGAUUUUGUUUUCAAUUGCAUUGUCUUACUGUCAAAACUGGUUUUGUAUCAGACGUCAAGGUGGCUACUGCUCUAAUAAAAGCUUAUUCGGAUCUCGGAGGCAAGGCUGCCGAUUGUUAUAGGCUCUUCCUUGAGACAAGUUGUCAAUGGGAUAUUGUUUCUUGGACUAGCAUUAUAACAAUAUUUGCAGAACGGGAACCAGAGAAAUCAUUACUUCUGUUUUCUCAAUUGCGUCAAGAGGGUCUAGCUCCAGACUGGUAUACGUACUCUAUUGUCUUAAAAGCUUGUGCCGGCCUUGUGACAGAGAGGCAUGCCUCAGCAGUCCAUUCUCAAGUUAUUAAACUGAGAUUUGAAGGUGACACAGUUCUUGCGAAUUCCUUGAUCCACGCCUAUGCUAGGUGUGGUUCCAUUUCCAUGUCUAAGCAAGUUUUUGAUGAGAUUGAAGACCGUGAUAUCAUUUCUUGGAAUUCCAUGAUCAAGGCUUAUGCUUUACAUGGACAAGCUAGAGAGGCAUUACAACUGUUUUCCCUAAUAACCAUCAAACCUGAUCCCACUACCUUUGUUGCUCUCCUUUCUGCUUGUAGCCAUGCUGGGUUAGUAGAAGAAGGAAUCAAAAUAUUUGACUGUAUGCAUAGAACUUAUAUCAUUGUCCCUCAAGUUGAUCACUACGCCUGCAUGGUUGACCUUUAUGGGCGCGCAGGGCGAAUUCAUGAGGCUGAGAAACUUAUUGAUGAGAUGCCAAUGGAGCCCGAUUCUGUGAUUUGGAGUGCACUUAUUGCAUCAUGUAGGAAGCAUGGGAAUACUCAGUUAGCCAAGUUUGCGGCAGUUAAGCUAAAGCAAUUGGAGCCUAGGAAUUCAUUAGGCUAUGUGCAAAUGUCUAACAUACAGUGUCAUAGUGGUAAUUUUGAUGAAGCAGGUGCUGUGUGGAAUGAAAUGAAGGACUAUCGAGUGAGGAAGGAACCUGGAUUAAGUUGGGUUGAGGUCGGGAAUCGAGUUCAUGAGUUUGCCUCAGGAGGUCAACGUCAUCCAGACAGAGAGGUUAUAUGCAGCAAGCUUGAAAGACUAAUAGGGAAAUUAAAGGAGAUGGGUUAUGUGCCAGAGACAAACUUGGCCUUGUAUGAUUUAGAAGAGGAACAAAAAGAAGAGCACUUGUAUCAUCAUAGUGAGAAACUGGCGAUGAUGUUCUCUGUAAUAAAUGAAGGUCAUUUAAAUGCUCGUGGGAGUGUCAUAAGAAUUGUAAAGAACAUCAGGAUUUGCGUGGAUUGCCAUAAUUUCAUGAAACUAGCAUCAAAUCUUCUUCAGAGGGAAAUAAUGGUGAGAGAUUCAAACCGCUUCCACCAUUUCAAAGAUGGGAUAUGCUCUUGUAAUGACUAUUGGUGAGAAAACAGUUCCAGGCUAAGGAUGUUUCCUGGUGCUAUAUUCACAAACUUCGUCACUAUGGAUGGAUUGAAAUCAUCUUAUCGAUCUGCAAUGAAUUGUUGGAGCAGUUCUCUUUGAAUUAAGAAUGACCAACAUAUCAUCCAAGAUUGAGUACUAUAUUUAUCUGGUGGAUACUUACAUAAGUGGACUGUCAUAAAUUUUACAAAUUGCUUCAAUUUAAUGAUCAAACCAAAGGCAGCUAAGUCUGGUAAUUGAGCACCAAUACUUACAAUACACGUGGAGUUGAACGAGAGGAACUACAUUGUAUUUUAGUAGAGAGCUGGACCCAGCAUACUGGUUUGGAAGUGAAUAUAUUUUUGAGAGUGGACUUGGUUGGAAUUCGGAGAAUUUUUUAUAUUUCCUCAGAAACAUGCUCUUGUGUUUAAGAAUUAACAGUUAUCUACAUCAAUUCUUUUUCUUUCGUUGUACGAGCGAUACUGCUGGCUCCAACUUCUCAUAGCUAUGAUAACUUAUCAUUUAUUGAGAAUGAAAAAUCUAAAGAGAACUGAAGUCGCU